Molecule: messenger RNA, 2041 nt
Organism: Cicer arietinum (chickpea)
Lineage: Eukaryota; Viridiplantae; Streptophyta; Magnoliopsida; Fabales; Fabaceae
Source: RefSeq, a predicted model, not a curated record
ACCCUGAAAGUGCAGUGUCGCGCACUUGAAAACACAAUAACUGAAAAGUGAAAACAAAAAACAUCGUCUUUCUUCUGCAGAUGCUUGAUUUCACCUCAAUGGCAUCUGGGGACCCAAAAUUGCCACUUCAAACCCAAAGGUUGCAAAUUUACUCCAAUCCAAAUUCUGGGGUUUCCCCCUUUUGGAGAGAAAAGUAUGAACGAGAAGCUAAGAAGUAUUGGGAUGUUUUCUACAAACGCCACAAGGACAAAUUUUUCAAAGACAGGCAUUACUUGGAUAAGGAAUGGGGAGAUUACUUUUCAGGAGGAGGGAGGAAAGUGAUUUUGGAGGCUGGUUGUGGAGCUGGAAAUACCAUCUUUCCUGUGAUAGCGUCAUACCCAGAUGCUUUCGUUUAUGCAUGCGAUUUCUCACCACGAGCUGUUGAAUUGGUUAAGAUGCAUGAAGACUUUAAGGAGUCCCAUGUUCACGCGUUUGUCUCUGAUUUGACAGCUGAUGAUCUAUGCAAAGAGAUUACUCCAUCUUCUGUUGAUAUUGUUACUAUGAUAUUUAUGUUAUCUGCAGUGUCCCCAGAAAAGAUGCCUCUAGUUUUGCAGAAUAUUAGAAAAGUUAUCAAACCAAAUGGACAUGUGCUUCUCCGCGACUAUGCUACUGGAGACCUUGCUCAGGAGAGAUUCUCUGGCAAGGAUCAAAAGAUAAGUGAUAACUUUUAUGUUAGAGGUGAUGGCACUCGUGCUUACUAUUUUUCAAACGAGUUCUUGACAAAUUUAUUCAAAGAAAAUGGUUUUGAUGUUCACAAACUUGAUGUGUGCUGCAAAGAAGUUGAGAACCGCUCAAGAGAGUUGAUAAUGAAACGGCGUUGGGUCCAAGCUGUAUUUCGUGUUUCAGAUGGUUCCUACUCUUCUUCCAGUAAAGAAGCUGAUGCCAAUCAUCUUGAUAGUGAUAAUAAUAUUGGCCGCAAGGCAAUUGAGCAAAAUAAUAAUAGUAGUUUAACUGACUCUGUAAUUGACAUGUCUGAGGGAGUUGCGGCUGACAUGUUUGGGGUCUUGCCUUCCGAAGAGUAUGAGAGUAUGGAGAUCAAUCUUCGAGGCUGGAAUUUCAAGAUCAACUUACUCUCAAAAGAGUACCAACAUACCUGCAAAUCAACUGGUUUAAUGCUAUGGGAAUCGGCCCGGUUAAUGGCUUCCGUCCUUGCAGAAAAUCCCAAUAUUGUUGCAGGUAAAAGGGUCUUGGAGUUAGGGUGUGGCAGUGGUGGAAUCUGCUCAAUGAUUGCUGCUAGACAUGCCGAUCUAGUAGUUGCUACCGACGGAGACAGUUUUGCUCUCGACCUUCUGGCCAAAAACGUCGCAUCAAAUAUUGAAUCACUGUUGCUGACUAAACUAACUACAAAAAAACUUGAAUGGGGAAACAAAGAUCACAUAGAAAGCAUAAAGGAAUUGAGUAGUAUAGGGUUUGAUGUCAUCAUCGGCACCGAUGUUACAUACGUUCCCGAAGCUAUAUUGCCUUUGUUUGCAACUGCAAAAGAACUUAUUGCUUCAAGUGAAAGUAAUAAAGAUGAUAACGUUCCUUCACUUAUUCUUUGCCACAUCUUUCGCCGUGUUGACGAACCAACGUUACUUUCAGCUGCAGCGCAAUUCGGGUUUAGAUUAGUAGACAAGUGGCCUAUUGGAAUUUCAACCGAAAUGCCUCGAAGCGUUAUUGGCGAUUGGUUUGUGAACAAUGAUUUACAGGACGAUCUUCCUAAUACAGCAUUAAAAAUCUUGCUCUUUUGCAAGGAGUGAAAUCCAGUUGAAUAUUGUAACUUGAAUUCAAGCUGUUUUCUUGAUUCUUCUUACAAAAUGAGAAGUAGAAAGCUUUUUCCAUGUUUGAUUCAUAGAACUAUUUUACAUUCCAUUUGAGCUCAUUUGUAGAAGUUAUUUUGUAGCAUCUUUUGAUUGUGUUACAAGUUAUUUAUUGGAAUGGAUGGUGUGUGGUGUAGAAAAGUUCACCACAAAUAUUCAUUGAAAAAAAUCAAGAGAAUUUUGAUUGUUAUGAGAUUUUAAAA